UAUGCUAUGACUGGCUUCAGACUCCCCAUCACUGCUUUUAGAAAACUAAAUGUCUGGUUUGGACUGUGGGAGAAAUUCCCCUCUAAUAAACUGUAUCUCUCUUGGCGGAGGAGUGUAUUCUGUAGCUGUCAAGCCAACACAGCAAACUACAUGAGAUGUUUCAGCUUUUCCCCGGUAAAACUCUGCGCACUAAGACUUUCUCCAGAGUGUAUCUGGGUGCUUUCUCUGCGGAACAAAAGUAACAAGAGCUCUAAAAGUAGCAGACAAACUGUACAAGAGGAAGAAGAGGAGGAAGAUGCAGAGGAAAGAGAUUUGGAGGAUGAAUUUGAAGAUGACCCCAACGUAGUAAAAGAUUACAAAGAUCUUGAAAAAGUCGUACAGUCUCUUCGAUAUGAUGUGAUCAUGAAAGCUGGUCUGGACGUUGCAAGAAAUAAAGUAGAAGAUGCAUUCUACAAUAAUGAACUCAGGCUGAAUGGAGAAAAACUAUGGAAGAAAAGUAGAACUGUGAAAAUUGGUGACACGCUGGAUCUCAUAGUAGGUGAAGAUAAAGAAACGGGAACCGCUGUAGUGAUGCGGGUAGUCUUAAAAAAAGUCUCCAACAAAACUGAAAGUGAAAAAUACAAAGUAAUUUUGAGGCGUUGGAAAAACUUAAAAGUGCCCAAACAGGAUGUACUUAAGUAACGGGGUUGCAUGCGGCAGCGUAAGAUUUUUUGCGGAAAGCUGUGUUAAAUACGAAUUUUGGUUAAACAAAAUUACAGCAAGUACCCCUUUGUAAGGGUUUGUGUUAGAUGUUACCUGCCUCUGCUGCGGACGUC
Messenger RNA from Eurypyga helias (sunbittern), 815 nucleotides. It is a transcript of the gene MTRES1, whose product is annotated as chromosome unknown open reading frame, human C6orf203. The record is from RefSeq and is a predicted model, not a curated record. The transcript has 3 exons. The coding region runs from base 7 to 681 and encodes 224 amino acids. NCBI's taxonomy places the organism in Eukaryota, Metazoa, Chordata, Aves, Eurypygiformes, Eurypygidae.